AACGUCAAUACCUAAACAUUUAUAUUUGAAUCCAACAAAUAACAUCAAUAUUUAACUUGUAUACUCAUAAAAUAAAUAAUAAAAUAAUUUUUAUCAAUUAAAUUCUCUAAAAUAAGGUCAUUUUACUUAGAGAUUCGUAUAUCGAUCAUGCCGGUCAUACCGGUGGUGUCACGCAGGUUUUAUGACCGGUACCGGUUGAACCCGGUACAACCUGUGGCACGCCGGCCGGCGUGACAACCAUGAAUCUAUCAUAAAUUUUUAAUUUUUCAAAAUCUUUAUUAUAAUUUAUAAGUAAAAAGAGUUAUUAUUUUUCAAAUUAAACAAGCGAAAGGAACUCUAAAAUUGUUACAAUUUAUUGGACAAAAGAAACAAAAGGAUAAAAAAGAAGAGAUAGAGGAGAGGGAUGGCCGGGAAAGAAGUUUCCCGCAAAUUUAUUAGAAUUUUUGUGUUUUUUUUCUAACUAUUUAUUUAUUUAUAUUAUUUGUCCUCCUUCCUUGUAAUGUUACUGUAGUGUCCUCUCUCCGCUCCAACUCAUAACAACUGCAAUCUUCCCUCCAACAUUUAUCACAACACAAACUAAAAAUUCCCUCCUUCCCUCGUUUUCUGCUCUUCCGCCAUCUCCUUCCCCUAACCCCCACUUUCCCUCAAAAACCCAAAUUCCGCCCCACUCUCCCUCUCUCUCUAAACUCCUCCACUUUCUCUCUCUAGCCUUCCCCUCAGAUCCCUCACUCCCGCCCACCGCCGUUACGAUUCCCCACCGAUUCAUCUCAGCUCAACUUUCCUUUUCAGAUGUCCGGCGGCGCCCCUGCCUCCUCCCACCCACCUCCUCCCUCCGCGGGGGCAGCCCCCGCGCCGUCAUCCGGACCGAUUCUUCCUCCACUCAGGCGCCACCUCGCUUUCGUCUCGAUGAAGCCGCCAUUUAUGGCCCCCGACGAUUACCAUCGUUUCACUUCUCCCGCUGCCCCCUCUAAGGUCGCCGAUCGGGAAGCUGAAGCUAUCGUCGUGAGAUCUCCAUUGAAAAGAAAGAUCAGACUAGAUGAUAAUGGAAUUGAUUCCAGCAAGGUUGCAAGCAGCCCCGGACAGACUGAUGCAUCUAGUAGUCCUUAUCACACCCCGGUAUCUGCUGCGAAAGGGGGGAGAACAAACAAUAGGGCUAAGUCAACAAAGAGUAAUAAAUCGGUUCCUCAGACGCCAGUUUCAAAUCCUGACAUUGCAGGUUCCCCAUCUGCACUUACUCCUGCUGGCAGCUGCCGCUAUGAUAGUUCCUUAGGUCUCUUAACGAAGAAGUUCGUCAAACUAAUAAGGGAGGCAGAAGAUGGUAUUAUUGAUCUUAAUAAAGCUGCAGAAACCUUGGAGGUGCAAAAGCGGCGUAUAUAUGACAUAACAAAUGUCUUGGAGGGAAUUGGUCUGAUUGAGAAGACACUUAAGAAUAGAAUACGAUGGAAGGGUGCUGAUGCUUCUAAUUCGGAGAAUGCAGAUGGCAAUGCCUCUCAAUUACAGGCAGAAAUCGAAAAGCUUUCACUGGAAGAGCAAAAUCUAGACAAUCAAAUUAGAGAAACACAGGAGAGACUGAGAACUUUGAGUGAAGAUGACAACAAUCGAAAGUGGCUUUUCGUUACAGAAGAUGAUAUUAAGACACUCCCUUGUUUUCUGAAUGAAACUCUCAUAGCUAUUAAAGCUCCCCAUGGAACAACUUUGGAAGUUCCUGAUCCUGCUGAAGCUGUUGAUUAUCCACAGAGGAGAUAUCGCAUAAUCCUUAGAAGUACAAUGGGUCCUAUUGAUGUCUAUCUUGUCAGCAAAUUUGAGGAAAAUUUUGAGGAGGCCAAUGAAGUAGGGCCCUCAACUAGCUUUCCACCACAUGCUUCUAGCUCAAGUUCAAGUGUAAACCCACAGAUGGAGAUGGUUUCUACUACUCAGAGAACCGAGAAGGCUGCGGAACCUCCAGUAUUGCAGGAUGCUCAUCAUCAUAUGUUCUCGGACUUCAACGCUUCACCGGAAUAUGUAGGAGGAAUGAUGAAGAUUGUUCCUUCAGAUGCCGAUAAUGAUGCAGAUUAUUGGCUUCUUUCUGAUGUGGGUGAUGUUAGCAUUACCGACAUGUGGAAGACAGAUGGUAUCCUUGCAGAUUUUUACUCUUCUCCUUCAACUCCCCCACGACCUUCCGACUUCGGGAUGGAGGAAGUCCACACUCCUCUGCCGCAGACUCCAUCAUCAAGGAUUGGUUGACAAGUCUUCUGGCGUAUUGUAAGAUCGAGUCCUGGCUAAGGCAAUACCGGACUGUACAAGUCGAGCUAAGAUCAAGCAAAUGGUCAUCUUUUUUCACCGAAGGCAACGAUCAUCACUGCCUAAAGGACUCAACAUGCAGAGAGCCAAUUCUCCAGGAAGCUGACAGAUGGGGUAAGCUAACUAACAUGGCGUAUACUCUAAUGUUACCUUUACGCCGUUUGUUGAAAGUUGGAAAAGAUAGAGAAAUAGGAAAAACGAGGUGAGUGAAUGCUUUGCUAUGGAGUUGGGUAGUGUAGGACACAAAUCAUAAUAGAAUUUGGAGAGAAGAAAUCAAGAAGUCGGAUUUGCAACUAAUUGUCUGAGAAUGUGAAGGUCCUUUGUAAUUGUGAUACCGAGUACUAUAGAAGAAUUCGUUUCAACCUUGGGAGGAAAACAAAUGUAGCUGCUCUCACGUGGGACAAAAACAAAGCACGAGAUGAUUGGUGAACAGCAUUUCUCAACCAGAGUUUUCAUUUUUGUAGUUGUCUAUCAUCAUAGUUUUGUACACACUUCAAGUAAAUUAUUAACAUGAUGUCAGUCAUGGCUGUAGUCUUAGAACUGCCCUCGUUUUCUUGGGGUGAAUUCACCACCUGUCUUAUGUCAAACACUGUUGUUUACUUCAAAAUGUUAGAUCGAUCUCGCAAGACGCAAGUAAUUCAUUGAUGGAACUUCACUCUCUACCAUUUUGAGAGUCAUAUGUCAAGCACUCUUGUUUACUAAAGAGUGUACGAUCACUUAUUCUGAUAUAGUAUGGUAUCGGUCCGUGUUUAACUGCUUAGCAGUGACUAAUUUGAUAGGUUUUACGAUUUUGCUGUAUUAUCCUAUACUUGGACUGCAAAUGAGUCGAGAUGAUUGUUACUUGACUCAUCUUAUAAAACAAUGUUCGAACGAUGAUACUUGAUGUUUUGAAAAUACAAAUUAAAUUACGAUUAUUCUUAUGGAGAUUUCUCUAGAGAGCUCGAGAGCUCGGGGAUUACGAGUACUCUCAUGUUUCUCAACUCUCUUCCCAAAAUUGAAGUCCUCAACAGUUCUGCAUCUCACGCUCCCAAGUCCCAACUUCUCUUGAUGUGAAACUCUCGUGCAUGUACGUCAAUUAACUGUGAGUUAGUGACACCAACUCAAGUUCAUCGUUUUGUUUCUAUUUUGAUGUUUGCCGGUUUCAGUCCCUCAAUUAGCGCCAAAAACCUCCUUCGUUGUUCAUGCCAUUCAUCCAUCCUCUGUCUCUAUUCUCUUUUUUCCCUAAUGUUUGAUGAUCUCUUUAGUUGUCUGGUUUGUUAAGUGCACAUUCAAACCCCUUAAAUAAUUUUGUUAUGACGAUGAAGGAAUUUCCUACAUUACUAAUAUUCUAAAACUUGUUCUUUCGUUGCGAAGCUCAACUUCGACUCAGACCCUCACUUUGAGCUACCCCAAGAUCGAGCCACAAUUGUUGAGACGCGAGAAUCUCGUCAAAAGACGCAAAAGCAAGAUUGAGCCUAUGAUUGUCGAUGAAAUGAAAAACUAUGAUACCUCUCGGUCCUUGGUUGCCCCAUAUGGAACAUAGUGCAAUUCAUCUCUGAUUGUACGGGAGUCUGGUACGAUGCGUACAUGAUGACUGCAAAGUUCAAAAGCGUAGCAAACACAAAUAGACCAACACCCAUCAUCUUGACCGGUCAUCGGAUUAGGGUCUCUGAGGUCGAUGCGGUUGAUGGCAUCCACCACCCCCCACUAUCAUACAAGUUGGCGUGUCGCCAAUCAUGGUCGCGAAUUUCUUUUGCAAUGAUGCGCCUCAUCUCCAUUUACCUCGCCUGAGUACCAUGUAUUGCAAAACUGAGCGCACACAACCCACAAUGAUAGUCCAUAAUAGGGUCGUGAAAUGAACUGAAACGUCCUUG
Linum trigynum is the source of this 4133-nucleotide messenger RNA. Lineage: Eukaryota; Viridiplantae; Streptophyta; Magnoliopsida; Malpighiales; Linaceae. The record is from the annotation of a GenBank genome assembly.